Molecule: messenger RNA, 3605 nt
Organism: Lampris incognitus (smalleye Pacific opah)
Lineage: Eukaryota; Metazoa; Chordata; Actinopteri; Lampriformes; Lampridae
Product: transcription regulator protein BACH1-like
Exons: 5
Coding region: 957-2939 (660 amino acids)
Biological process (GO): regulation of transcription by RNA polymerase II
Molecular function (GO): DNA-binding transcription factor activity, RNA polymerase II-specific; RNA polymerase II cis-regulatory region sequence-specific DNA binding; protein binding
Source: RefSeq, a predicted model, not a curated record
UCACAUGACUUCUGGAAAUUCUGACCGGGUGUCGGCACUCCGCUGCAAUUAACUAAUUAAUGGAGGUAUUAUCGGGUAGAAUGGCAGGUCAGUGAUACGUUUUUAUGAGUCGGAGUGACGUAUUAAGCAGGGGAGACAACGAGGCAAGUUUACUGAGAAAGGGUACAAGAGUUGCUGGCUAAGCUACUGGGCAGAUGUUCGCUUCCCAAUGUCUUAUGUUUACCUAGGCCCCAAAAAUAGAGCUUAACGUUUGUCGACGUCCAAGCGUCGCCUGUGGUAUCGGCGCUUGGGAAUCCAUCACGUUUAAAAGCGAAUAAAUGGAAUAAAAGCGCCGAUUCGCCUUUUCGUCCGUGUGUCAGUUUCGACCGCCUCCGCUUGUGCGCUGUCCGUCCGGACCCGUUAGCCGAACGUGAGUCAGCGUUUGAAAGUCGCUCCCUGAACCUGCCGAGUCGAGGUGAUCGUCGCCUGCUAUGUGGCCGAUAUUCCUCCUCACGAUCUUCGGCUCGUCGGUCCGGUCAGUUGUCGUUAACGAUUCCCGAGAGAUUUCCUUUGGGAGGAUCGGCGGAUCCCUUCCGCCAUACUCAAGUCCCCCCCCUCAUUACGUCACGUACCGUACCGCUGGACUCGUCGGUCCGAGAGCAGGCGGUUCGCUGCCGCGACUCGAGUCUGAAUAAAACCCGUGAACUGGUUCAAUGUAAUCGGCUAAUAAGCUGCCUUUUCUUUUCUUUUCUUUCUGUUUUUAAUCUUGACUCUGUCUUGAGCUGUUAUUCCUGAGCUACGGGCGGACACUCCGCCAUCAGUGUCAUGGAAAGGUUUUCGGGCAGGCUGAUGAUGCUGCUGAUGCUGCUGCUGUUUAAUGACGUCUUUCUCCCCCACGUGCGGCACCGCAGGACGACUCGUCAGUUAUCCUGAACCGUCCGUGAGGGAACUGUUACGUGCUGAGCUUGUUAAAAGUCAUGUCACUCCAGGCCCCUCGCACGUCAACGUUCACCUUUCAGUCCGCAGUGCACAGUGCGCACGUUCUCCAGUGCCUGAAUGAGCAGAGGCAGAGGGACGUCCUGUGCGACGUGACCGUUGUGGUGGACAGCAGGAUGUUCCGGGCCCACUGCUCCGUCCUGGCUUCCUGCAGUGACUACUUCCAAAGCAGGGUCACCAAUAUCACCAGGCAAAAUUCCAUCAUCACCUUACCUGAUGAGGUGACUGUGGAAGGGUUUGAACCAUUGCUACAGUUUGCCUACACAUCAACGCUGCUCUUCAACAAAGAUAAUAUUCAUGCCAUUCACAGAAGUGCUGAAUUUCUUGGAUUUCUCAAUGUGGAGAAGGCAUGCUUCGACUUUCUCAUUCCAAAGUUUUCCAAAGACGGGAAACCUGCGCGAGAGGACAGCCAAAGAGGCUGUUGUCAGAACAGAACACCCAGUGAGGGUUUGGGCCCGAUUAUAGAAGUCAGCCAACCUAAAUCACCAGAGUCUUGCAGCUCAGUGGCUUCAGGAGAUUUGCAAAUAGAUCUUCCUUCACAAUGUCCUCAGAACAUGCAAGGUCAGACAAGCAGAGGGAAAGAACACUUCUGCUUGGAGAAUUGUGGCCCACAAAUGUCCCCCUUAUCUCUGGGCUUAACAGCAAACAGUGUUUGCCCCAUCCUUUCAAUGCCUUGCUCAAAUACCAACAAACCAGAUCAUUCCUCACAGUUUUGUGAAAGAGACAUUUUAGAGAUAGGGGGUGUAUGUGACCAAAGUGAGUUGAGCUUGGUAGACUCUGCUCUAUCAUGUGAACUGUCAUCCACUGGAGGUGUGAGUCCUCCAGCUCUCAUCGAGGCAACAGGUGGAGAGGUACACCAGACUGUUGAGACAAUUAAUGCUGAAAGCAAAUGUGACACUGACCAUAGUCCUCUCAGUACAUCUGGGGUACAAGAUAGUAGUGAGUUAUUAGAGCAGACUACAGUUAGUCUGGAAGACAGAAUGUCUGUUGAUCUCUUAGACCCCACACUCUCUUGUAUAAGCAAUGUGGAGGGAUCUGGGGAGAGGAGCAGUGUGGAGAGGGAGGUUGCUGAACAUCUGGCUAAGGGAUUUUGGCCUGACCCAUGCCCAUCUCAGACUCAGUCACUUCCCCUAGAUCCCAUAGACCAAAAUAAUCUGACAAAGGCUGCAGACUUUCAUUGGCUAAAGCAGCUGGACCUGAGCUCUAGUACGGGAGACUGUCCCUUCCUCAGGGACCUUGGGGCAGAUGAAGAGCAUGCUCCGGCCACUGACAGCCUGUCUCAGUCAGAAAAAAGUCCCUACAUGUCCUCCUUACUCAACUCCGGAGAGGAUUCAGACCUGGACACAGAUGGGGAUACUGAGGCUAACAUCAAAAAAGCAGAAGAGGUGCAGCUACCUUUCCCAGUGAAGCAGAUCUCGGUGUUGAGUCGAAGUGCCUUCCUGCAGCUUCUGAAACACCAACACCUGAACCAGAAGCAGCUCGAGUUUGUGCACGAGGUCCGUCGACGAAGCAAGAACCGGAUAGCAGCGCAGCGCUGCCGCAAAAGGAAGCUGGAAAGUAUUCACAUUCUUGAGUGUGAAAUCUGCACAUUGAGAAGUGAGAAAGAGAGGCUGAUACACGAGCGCAGUCAGCUGGAACAGAACUUGGAGGAAACUCGGCAGAGUCUCUUUGGGUUGUGUAAGAGUGUCAGCCUGGAGUCCAGCCCUGAACAGGACCACUUGCAGCUUUUUGCCAAGCUCUCUUCUGCAGAUUGCCCCAUCUCAGCUUUCCUUGUGCCCAUGUCCUCCCCCAGCCUUCUGGGCAAAGACCAGGACUGCCAGCUCCCAUUAGAGAAACUUACUUUCCCCCCAGAGGGUAAGCCUGAGAACUCGAUCCAAAACAAGCUACCACAGACUAACCCCCACACAGAGGAGAGAGGCUCCCAGCAGAGCUGCUUUGUCACAGCCUCCUUCCUGAAUGCCUGAAUGGAUAUGAACAGCACCUUAUGAUACAUUUGCAAUGCCUGUCAUUUGAGAAGAUGCUUGGGGCAGAUGGACAUUAUCAGUUGCUUACUGUAUUCCUCUAUUGCAGAAGAUUUGUUUUUUUCUGAAACCCCUCUCAUUAACACCAAUUUCUCCCUGAUUUUAGCGUUCUUACUCAGCAGAGAUGUCUUGCUAUGUCAGGCAUUUCAAUACAGCAAAAUGCAGACUCUAGUAUUCCUAUUUUCAAGGAUUACAGGUGAUCUGUUCAGGGGCCCCUUUGCACAUUAGGCUUUUCUUAAAAAGCUUUUUUUUACCAUUUUUUUCUCAGGGAAACUCAUAACCCACCUGUAUUUUAAUGGUUAGUGGAAUUAUUGCUACAAUCUACUCACUUUUAUAAUCUAAUCAUGUAUAAAGCAUUCAGUCACUACUCUCGUGAUGUGCUGUAUAUCCUCAGCACUAAUGAAAUUUGUUAAAGCAAACAAAUAACUUACAAGCAGCAUUAUUUGAUGGUGUGGUGUGACCGUCCCCUGUUAUUCUAACAAUGAAUACAGUGCACCUGAAAGCAUUAUUGUGCAGAAUAAGACAGUGUUAUUUGAUUCAGUGUGUGCCUUAUAUGCAGUAGUUGAUUGUGAAAAACAAAGAUCAAUUUAAAGGCAGUCUUUGUCUCAA